Messenger RNA from Striga hermonthica, 867 nucleotides. The record is from the annotation of a GenBank genome assembly. Lineage: Eukaryota; Viridiplantae; Streptophyta; Magnoliopsida; Lamiales; Orobanchaceae.
AUGGAAGGGCUGCUCGGAGGACGAACGACGUUGCUGCUCCUCGCGCAGACGAUUGCACUACUCGGGUACGAUGGGUGGUCACCGGAAAGCGGGUCGCGACUCUUACGUCUAGGUUGCGGGGAGUGCGUGGCCUUGAAGCUCGCGGCUAUGGCUGUUCUGAGGGAUUACUUCAGUUGGGGGAGUCUUGCAGCAAUUUUGUUGUCGAUGGCAUCUCUGGAUAUGGCUUUGGAUGAUGUGAUUAAGAAGAGCCGGAGAAAUAAUGAUAAGCUAGGCCAAGGCAGGUCCCGUCGUGGAAGAGGGCCAAUAGGAUCAUCAAGAGCUGGACGGCCAUUUGGUGGAUUUGGGCCUACUCGCAGAAAUCCGCUUGGAGUAAAUGUUCGAUCGUCAGCCUUUCCAACUGCCAAGUCCAUCCGCAGACCCAGGCCUCUGCCAUGGCAUAAUGGUUUGUUUGAAGAUAUUGGGACAGCUGAGGUGGUUUUUGCUAGAAAAACAGAUGCACUUCAAGCAUUUAAGCGAUAUAACAAUGUUCAGCUGGAUGGAAGGCCUAUGAAGAUAGACAUAAUAGGUGCCAAUGCGGAGAUCCCCAUUUCACCUCGUUUUAAUGUUGGUGGACCAAAUGGAAAGAAGAGGACAGUUGUCAUGACGCCUGGACCUGGCCGUUCCAGAGGUGGCUUUGCAGCUGCUAAUCACAAUUCUGUGCAAAGAAGUCGUGGUGGCCCAAGCAAUCUCCGAGGUGGCGGCAGCAGCCGUGGAGGUGGCGGCAGCCGUGGCCGUGGACGUGCACGGAGAAAGAGAACUGUUAAAAAAUCGGCUGAUGAACUUGACAAGGAGCUCGAGAUCUAUCAUGCUGAUGCCAUGCAGUCUUAA